AGGGUUCUGUGGUUGUCUUCUGCUUUUUGACAUUUUGUACAACAACCAUAGAAAAUUUGAAUGAUUAGUGAAUUUUUGGUUGAUGCAAAAUAACGUUUGUCUCCUAUAAAUUAAUUUCUUAAAGUCAAUAAGAAAUCAUGAGUUCAAUAGGCACUGGUUAUGAUCUUUCUGCCUCCCAAUUUUCGCCGGAUGGUCGAGUUUUUCAAGUGGAAUAUGCAAUGAAAGCUGUUGAAAACAGCGGAACAGUAAUAGGUCUAAAAGGCACUGAUGGCAUUGUAUUGGCCGCAGAAAAACUAGUUACAUCGAAGUUGCAUGAACCAGGAACAAAUAAAAGAAUUUUUAAUAUUGACAGUCAUAUUGGGAUGUGCUUCUCUGGUUUGAUAGCUGAUGCAAGACAACUCGUGGAUAUUGCUAGAAAAGAAGCUGCUAAUUAUAGGUCUCAAUAUGGAGUGAGCAUUCCACUCAAAUAUCUAAAUGACAGAGUUAGCAUGUAUAUGCAUGCUUAUACAUUGUACAGUGCAAUCAGACCUUAUGGUUGUAGUGUUAUUCUAGCAAGUUACGAGGAUAAUCAACCUAUUAUGUAUUCAAUUGAUCCAUCUGGAGUUAGCUAUGGCUAUAAUGGAUGUGCUACAGGAAAGGCAAAGCAGUCGGCAAAGACAGAAAUUGAAAAGUUGAAAUUGGGAGAAUUGAGCUGCAAAGAAUUAGUAAGAGAAGCUGCCAAAAUAAUUUACCAAGUUCAUGAUGAAUUGAAAGAUAAAAAUUUCGAACUAGAACUAUCUUGGGUUGGAAAAGAUAGCAAUGGAAAACAUGAAAGAGUUCCCAGCCACAUAUUAGCAGAUGCUGAAAAAGCUGCAAAACAAGCAAUGGAAGCAGAUUCAGACUCUGAUACAGAGGAUUUGUAGAUUUUAAUUUGGUUAUUUAAGUUCCCUUAAGAAUAAACUAAUAUUUUGAAACA
Molecule: messenger RNA, 955 nt
Organism: Coccinella septempunctata (seven-spotted ladybird)
Lineage: Eukaryota; Metazoa; Arthropoda; Insecta; Coleoptera; Coccinellidae
Gene: Prosalpha7
Product: proteasome subunit alpha type-3
Exons: 5
Coding region: 138-902 (254 amino acids)
Biological process (GO): ubiquitin-dependent protein catabolic process
Cellular component (GO): nucleus; proteasome core complex, alpha-subunit complex; synapse
Source: RefSeq, a predicted model, not a curated record